CAUCGAAGGUGUCCGGGCACGAAGGUGUUCCUCCCCGGCUAUCUCAUCGUGUGCCUACUUGUCACGGCUUUUGCAUUCACCGGGAUUUCCACCGAGGCUUAAAUCCGCGAAGAAGAGGCAAAAGAAACGUCGACCAGUGCACUUCGAUAUCAGGCCGCCGUAUUAUUUGGACUAGGUCGGAUACGAUGGCGCAGCUUGUGAGAACACUGUACGAUGGCUACCGGGACCUGAUGGACAACAAAAGCGAUCCCAGGGUGAACAACUGGGCCAUGAUGAGCAGUCCCUUCCCAACCUUGGCCAUCUGUCUAUCCUACGUAUACUUCGUGAAAGUGUUAGGGCCGAAACUGAUGGAAAACCGCAAACCCUUCGAUCUGAGGAGAGUGAUGAUAUUCUACAAUCUUUUCCAAGUCAUCUUCUCCGCGUGGUUGUUCACUGAGUCGUUGCUGUCCGGAUGGGGAGGUUACUAUUCGUUGCGUUGCCAACCGGUAGAUUACUCGAACCAUCCUCUGGCAGUUCGAAUGGCACACGGCUGCUGGUGGUAUUACUUCUCGAAAUUCACCGAAUUUAUGGACACGAUCUUCUUCGUGCUGAGAAAGAAAAGCGACCACAUCUCUACGCUACACGUGAUCCAUCAUGGAUGCAUGCCGAUGUCCGUCUGGUUCGGCGUGAAAUUCACUCCUGGCGGACACAGCACAUUCUUCGGCCUAUUGAACACUUUCGUGCACAUCGUCAUGUACUCGUACUACCUGUUGUCCGCUCUGGGACCAAAGGUGCAGCCGUACCUCUGGUGGAAGAAGUACCUGACUUCUCUGCAAAUGGUCCAGUUCAUCCUGGUGAUGAUCCACGCGUUCCAGCUGCUCUUCAUCGAGUGCAACUACCCGAAGGCGUUCGUCUGGUGGAUAGGAAUGCACGCGACGAUGUUCUACUUCCUGUUCCGCGACUUCUACUACGCGGCCUACGAGAAGAGGAAAUCGUCGUCGUUGAAGAAGAGAGAGGAGGCACGGCGACGAAACAACGAGAAACAACAGCAGGCUGAAUCGGAACGGAAAGACGCGAAGGAAAAUGGCGCGAUCUACGCGGAUCAAUACAAGAUGGCGACCGGCUAUAUCUCGGACAACGGCUUGAGAAACCGUGUGUUCAUCGAUAACACAGGUUUUCAAAAGUAAAUCGCCGUUCGAAACGUGCGACCUGUCGGCAAUCGCCGCGAUCUGGAUGAAUUUUCGGAAGACGAGUCAGAUGAAGAUUCUUCGCGAGCUUUUACGAUAUCGAGGAUCUUUCCGAUGAUUUCGGCCGAAUCGGGCUGGUACAAUGUUCAUCCUGCGCGCAGGAUACGUUUGUAUAAAACUCAACAACACUUUUACGCUUGCUGUGCGUGUUCGUUUGUAUGUAUGAAUGUAAGUGUGCAAGUGGGUAUGUAUGUACCGGUGAAUGUAGGAAUUAAGGUGAAAAAUGAAUGGAGGAGAAGACGUGACGGCUGUGCGCACCGUUGCGCGCCCAACUGGUCGUCGAGUUCGGGUCACAAGAGUUGCCAAAUUCUUUCUUCUUAAGCUCUUAUUAUCUGUGUAACGUGUUAUUUGUAAAUUAGAAGUGACAGAGGGGACUGGGUCGUGAAUCGAAGACGUGACGCGACCAGAAAUCCAGUUUGUUCGUAACUUGAGGUCACGAGUUCCGUAAGUGUAACAUUCCCAUUGCUCAAACCACCAAACGAAUCAACUUGAUCGGCUCGUAAGCGUCGCCGAGUCGAUUCCGUUGCCGCGAACCGUGUGAUCCGGUCGCGAGAUCGCAAGUGUAAAUUAAUCGUAGAAUUAAGCAGACGCGGGCAGACGGUAUAGAAGAAUAGGUCGAUCCUUCGAUCGUUCCGAUGAAUAUUUCAAUAAAGAGAAACACGCUGUUAGGGCAUUACGAAGAGCAUCGUGAUUCGAAAUCGUUAUUGUCAAAGGAACAGUUGAAAUUCUAUCGUAUCGAUGUCGCGAUUCUUUCUUCGAGAUAAUGUUCCAGUUACGCAACGAGGCGCGUUGUUAAACCGAUCGAACCCGAUGAUUAACGUGCUUCGUUAAUUUUUAUUCUCGCGACACUUUUUCCUCUCGGUAGUUUUCUGUGAUAGUUAGCGGUCGGUGCGUUGGAGCUCGUUUGCAACCGUGUUUACUAUUCGUCGCUGCCCCGACUGGAGAAGGAUCGAGCCAAUUUGGCGAGAAAUAUAAGUACUUUCGGCGCGUAGAUUAA
Messenger RNA from Habropoda laboriosa, 2223 nucleotides. Its product is annotated as elongation of very long chain fatty acids protein AAEL008004-like. The transcript is spliced from 4 exons. NCBI's taxonomy places the organism in Eukaryota, Metazoa, Arthropoda, Insecta, Hymenoptera, Apidae. Gene Ontology annotation, molecular function: fatty acid elongase activity. Gene Ontology annotation, biological process: fatty acid elongation, saturated fatty acid; fatty acid elongation, monounsaturated fatty acid; very long-chain fatty acid biosynthetic process. Gene Ontology annotation, cellular component: endoplasmic reticulum membrane. Bases 186 to 1166 code for a protein of 326 amino acids. The record is from RefSeq and is a predicted model, not a curated record.